AGGCAGUGACACUGGAUGAUGAGAAUAAUGCAGAAGGAUUUGAAGUUCAGGACACCUGUUCCAUUUUCAGUGCUAACAGUGGGUUGGAGUAUCAUCUACCCAAGCAUCAGUGUUGCGCAUGUCAUCUCCUUAAUUUGGUGGCUACUGUGGAUGCUUCCAAGGCAGAGGACAGCAGUGAGGUAUUUAAGAAGCUUUCCCGUUUAACAUUUGCGAAAUGCCAGGCAUUAUACAAUAAAACCAGCCGGUCUGCCAUCAGUGCUGAGAUUGUGCAAGAAGAAUGUAAGCUGCAGUUCAUUCAGCCCAACCACACACGAUGGAAUUCAGUGUACAAUGCUGCAGAGAGGGUAAUGCGGAUCCUUAAGGAGCAGGGAGAAGCAUGCCUUCGGAAUGUAUACAGCAUUCAAAAUUAAAAUGCUAAAUCCUGCUGAAGUUUCUUACCUCUCCGAAUACUGCAUUGUGAUGAAGCCUGUAUCCAUGGCCUUGAACAUCCUUCAGUCCGAAACAAACACUCAGAUGGGGUGGCUGCUUCCCACAAUCUACCUUCUUGAUUCAAAGCUCAAAAAGAUGGACGCUUCAGUCAAGGUAUGUCUUUCCCUUAUUCAUGCUCUGCAGCGGGGUCUACAAAAGCGCUUUGGGGAGUUCAUGGAAGAUCCGGAACUCAUCAGUGCUGCAAUUCUUCUUCCCAAAUUCAAAACGUCAUGGACGGACAAGGCCCACAUCAUAAAAUCAGGUAUGGAUUACAUCCUGCGUCGUCUUGAUGCCAUGAAGGACACCCAGGAAAACGAAUCACAGCGUGUCUCUGACGAGGAUGACUUCUUUUCUUCCAUUAAGACUGUUCCAUCCACAAGAGCAUCUGAAUUGGAUGGAUACUUGGCUUGUGCCUCAGAAGAGAUGGAACUGCUUCACUCAUUUCCUUUGGUGAAAAAGCUAAACCUUAAACUGAACACACCCUUGCCUGCUUCUGCAGCAUGUAAGCGCCUUUUUAGUUGUGCUGGGCAGCUGUUUACACCUAGACGAGCAAGGCUGGACAGUACAAAUUUUGAGAAUCAGCUCAUUGUAAAACUGAACAACAAAUUCAAAAUGUAAGCUCGUUGUU
Messenger RNA from Xyrauchen texanus (razorback sucker), 1096 nucleotides. RefSeq lists its product as uncharacterized. The record is from RefSeq and is a predicted model, not a curated record. The transcript is spliced from 3 exons. The coding region runs from base 388 to 1086 and encodes 232 amino acids. Lineage: Eukaryota; Metazoa; Chordata; Actinopteri; Cypriniformes; Catostomidae.